AUGCUGUGUGUGCUGUGCGAGUGCCGCAAGGCCAUGCUGAAGCGACCCAAGACGCUGCAACCCAUCUGCAAACCGUGCUUCUACAACGUGUUUGAGACCGAAAUCCACAACACGAUUGUUGAAUCAAACCUCUUCUUUCCGGGAGAACGGGUGGCCAUUGGAGCCAGUGGUGGCAAAGACAGUACGGUGCUUGCGCACGUGAUGAAAACGCUGAAUGAGCGGUACAACUAUGGUGUGGACUUUGUGCUGCUCUCUAUCGACGAGGGUAUCCAUGGCUACCGAGACGACUCUCUGGAGACGGUGAAGCGAAACAAGGUGCAGUACGACAUGGAUCUGGAGGUGGUCAGUUACAGUGAGCUGUACGGGUGGAGCAUGGACCAGAUUGUGGCCCAGAUCGGCAACAAGAACAACUGCACCUACUGUGGAGUGUUUCGAAGACAGGCUCUUGAUAGAGGUAGUGCCAAGCUAGGAAUCGCACAUAUCGUCACAGGUCAUAAUGCUGACGAUAUGGCCGAGACAGUGCUGAUGAACUUGUUACGGGGCGAUACUGCUCGUCUGGAUAGAUGUACCGAACUGGUGACUGGUUCAGAUGACUCUCCUGUCAAGAGAAGUAAGCCUCUUAAGUACGCAUAUGAAAAGGAGAUUGUGCUUUAUGCCCAUUACAAGAAGCUCGACUACUUUUCCACCGAGUGCACAUACUCUCCCGAGGCAUUCCGGGGCACGGCUCGUACGCUGAUCAAAAAUUUGGAGGCCAUUAGACCGUCUACCAUCAUUGACAUCAUUCACUCUGGAGAAGCCUUUGUGCUCAAGAAGAAGAAGGAGAAGAAAGGCAAGGGCUCUGUGGUUGUGAAGGCCAAGGUGGAGGAAAAACCUGUCCCCUCCGGUGGCUGUUCGGUACCUCUAGCAUUUGAUUCCAGCCUUGGGCUCUCCAACAGAUGCACCAAGUGUGGCUAUUUAUCUCAUAAUGCCGUUUGCAAGGCCUGUGUCUUGCUGGAGGGUCUAAAUGCUGGACGAGCCAAGAUGCAGAUUGAGGGAGACAGCGCUGACGGAGCUGCUAAAAACAUCAAGACCUUGGAGAAGCUGGCCUUGAGUAUUUAG
This is a messenger RNA of Yarrowia lipolytica CLIB122, 1098 nucleotides long. RefSeq lists its product as uncharacterized. Gene Ontology annotation, biological process: tRNA wobble position uridine thiolation. The record is from RefSeq and is a predicted model, not a curated record. Gene Ontology annotation, cellular component: cytosolic tRNA wobble base thiouridylase complex; mitochondrion. Lineage: Eukaryota; Fungi; Ascomycota; Dipodascomycetes; Dipodascales. Gene Ontology annotation, molecular function: tRNA binding.